AAUUACUACUGGUGUGUAAAAUUAAUUAAUAACUUCACGUAAACAACUAUCACGUUGAAAUCCGCCAAACACGUUAAUAUAAUACCAAUCCUCAAUCGAGCUAAGAUGUCUAUAUUUAUGUCCUCGUAUUUGUUUAAUAUAAAGGUAUAAUAUGUAUGUAUUGACAUUGGUAUAAUCUGUUUUAUUUUAUACAUUAACAUGCGUUAACGGUAAACAUAACUUAUUUUAUGUUCUUUCGUAAAAAGUUGCGGUUUAACAGUACUACUCUGAUAAAGUGCUACUCUCCCCCACAGGUCACUCCACUUUUCAGUCCAGUAGCUAAUAAUUCAAACAAUUUUAUUUCUUUUUGCACACAGUGUUAACACUAAAUUAUUAAUAACUAUGCGUUAUUUGUUUUCAUUCGUCUGGUCACACUGUAUGGUAUUGAUUUUUUAAUAGGAACUUUAAACAUUGAGCGCUGAAAGUAGCAAUGACAUACUACUGAAAGAUUACUGGCGAAAGCAGGAUAUUGUCGGGAUGUGUAAAAUUGUAUAAAGCACCACCUUCAAUCUAUUUUCUAUUUGUGACACCGGGGCAGACAUCUACAAAGAGUACCCAAAGAAGGAAACCUACCAGACUAAGCAGAUUAUGUCGAAAUAAUUUUCAAAAUCCAGACCUCCUACUAAAAGAUAAAUGUCUAGGUAUCCGAAAAUCAUCAGCUGUGCCAACAACUGAAUGUAGUGCCAAAAUUCCAAUAUACAAGAAAAAAAUAAUCGCCAUUGUCAAUUAUUUGCUGAAAUAAAACUAGAGUAUUAAUUAAUUGAUGAAAAGAAACCAAAUUGCAUUAACAUGCUAUCAACUGUAAAAGAACCCGAAUGCAACGCUGAAGAAAUAGAAUAUGCUAGAAGUAAUACAACGGCUGAAGAUAACUAUACACAUAAAACAAUAAUAAAUUCAACUCUCGAAAAUGAUAAUUCUAAUAAACCAAAAUAUAAUAGAAAUAGUUUUAAAGAAGGUCUGCCAAUGCCUGACGAAGUCAAAAAGCUUGAAGAAUUGACUAGCACGAUUUUAUUUCAAUCAUUUUCCUGCAAAAUCUUUGAAAAAGUCAAAAAGAAGACAAAUAACACUAAAGAAAUUUAUUUAGAACAUUUUAAGUGUCUAAAUAAAGAAGUUGUACAGAUAAUUGCUAAAAAAGUCUUUAAUGAUGAUUGUCCAGGUAUUCGCGAGAGUGAUAAAGAAUAUUCUGAAGAAAAUUUGCAGAAUUCAAAAAUUGAUAUUAGUACCUUACGCACGAUUCAAUUCAUUCUUAAGUAAUCACAGAUAAAUAAACAUUUCAUUUUAUAAUUUUUAAGUGUUAAUAUUAUAUUAAGUUCAAGGCGUCUAAAGCGGAAGCUGUACUUUAUGUUUAA
Molecule: messenger RNA, 1388 nt
Organism: Adelges cooleyi (spruce gall adelgid)
Lineage: Eukaryota; Metazoa; Arthropoda; Insecta; Hemiptera; Adelgidae
Exons: 5
Coding region: 829-1293 (154 amino acids)
Source: RefSeq, a predicted model, not a curated record